Molecule: messenger RNA, 5957 nt
Organism: Dunckerocampus dactyliophorus (ringed pipefish)
Lineage: Eukaryota; Metazoa; Chordata; Actinopteri; Syngnathiformes; Syngnathidae
Gene: sfxn1
Product: sideroflexin 1
Exons: 10
Coding region: 109-1137 (342 amino acids)
Biological process (GO): serine import into mitochondrion; monoatomic ion transport
Cellular component (GO): mitochondrial inner membrane
Molecular function (GO): monoatomic ion transmembrane transporter activity
Source: RefSeq, a predicted model, not a curated record
GGGGGAGAGAUGUGGUUGGCGACUGCUGCUCCUCGCUAAAUUAGCUGGCCGCAGCCUUUCAGGGACACCUCUCACGGAGCACCGCAGCUCUCAGCGCAGUAAAUUAACAUGGCUGCAGAGCUCUCCACGUCCAUAAACAUCAAGGAGCCCCGCUGGGACCAGAGCACAUUUGUGGGCCGCGCUAAGCAUUUCUUCACCGUCACUGACCCGCGGAACGUCCUGCUCACCAACGAACAACUAGCACAUGCGCACAAAAUCGUCACAGACUACAGGCAGGGUAUAGUCUCCCCGGGGCUGACAGAAGAUGAGCUGUGGAGAGCCAAAUAUGUCUUUGACUCAGCAUUCCAUCCUGACACUGGGGAGAAGAUGAUCCUGAUUGGCCGCAUGUCAGCGCAGGUUCCAAUGAACAUGACCAUCACUGGAUGCAUGAUGACCUUCUACAAGACGACUCCAGCUGUGUUGUUCUGGCAGUGGAUCAAUCAGUCUUUCAACGCAAUAGUCAAUUACACCAACAGGAGCGGCGAUGCUCCCAUCACGGUCAGGUAUGCUGGCAGCCCGAAUCACGCCUGCACCAACUGCAUUAACUCUUUUCUUGUUUGCAGUCAGCUUGGCACAGCGUACGUAUCUGCCACCACAGGGGCGGUUGCCACCGCUCUAGGACUAAACGCACUAACAAAGCACGUCUCACCUCUGAUUGGACGCUUUGUUCCAUUUGCUGCUGUAGCUGCUGCCAACUGUAUCAACAUCCCACUGAUGAGGCAAAGGGAACUCAAACACGGCAUUCCCAUAACAGACGAGAAUGACAACAGGAUAGGAGAGUCGACAAAAGCUGCGCAGCAGGCCAUCUCUCAGGUUGUGGUCUCAAGGAUCCUCAUGGCCUCUCCGGGAAUGGCCAUCCCACCCUUUUUAAUGAACCAUUUGGAAAAGAAGGCCUUUUUGAAGAGGUUCCCAUGGAUGAGUGCACCUAUUCAAGUCAGCCUGGUGGGAUUCUGCUUGGUGUUUGCCACUCCACUGUGUUGCGCGUUGUUCCCCCAGAAGAGCUCUAUAUCAGUUAGCCGCCUGGAGCCCGAGCUGCAAGAGAAGAUCCGGGCCAGCCACCCAGGACUGGAGAGGGUCUACUUCAACAAAGGGCUAUGAGGGCCCCGCCCAUCCCAGUCUCAACGCCACCAGGGCCAGGUCGCCAGCCCUCCUAAUUCAGUGUGCCACAGUUAAGGUUGCGCCUCCACAUUUCACACAAAUAUCGAUUCUGUCUUGCUUCCGUCAGUGUAAUUUUUAUUUUCUUUAACUGGCUUAGCUGUGCAGGUUUUUUUUUUUUUUGUAAACAUUUGCUACUUUAUGUUUCUGCUGAAAUGUGUUAACUGUUUUUUAAAAACAAUUUUUUGCCACUAAUUAUUCACAAACUUCUGCAAUCGUACUAAACCCACAUUACCUCGUUUUAUUACAUAACUCUUCUGAAAUGUCUUUAUUUUUUGCCAAAUGAGCGUCACUCAAAAAGCUUCUUGACUACUCCAGGGACCCAAGCUUUUUGGAAAUGGCGGCGACCAUUAACGGACCAACUCGGUGCUAUUUGAUACCUUCACGAUAUCAGUGUUCAUCAUUGUAUUUAUUCUGCUUGACAAACAAGCACCAGCAACCACUCCUCACAUCUUUCAACUGACUCGUCAGUCACCACAGUUCCUCAAAUAGUGGCCUAGAGAGAACCAGGAAUGUGUUUAAAAUAUCUACUGUUAUACAAAGCACAUUUGUAAUGUAAAAAAAAGUGUUUAUACAAUAAUUAAAAUCAUAUAAGUGUGAGACCUCAGUUAGCGUCCGCCACAGUUAGCGUGUUUUUCAGCUAAAAUUUUCACCAACAUUUUUGCCUCAGUUUGCGUACAUUUUCUGGUUAGAGUACAAUACGGCUUGUCGCGGUAUUAAUACACUGCGUGAGUCCAACUGUGUUCUUAAUGUAUUUUUGUCACAAUAUGUCCUGUUGGCAUCCUUGGCUUGCUAACAAAAUGGCAACCGGAUGUCAGCUGUGUCGCCCGUGUAUGAUGUCAUCAGCGGGUGACUCAAAAACAUUAACGCAAAACAUGUUUUUGUAGUUUUACAAUGGUUUUUACAUACAUAAAACAUUUGUAAAUGCAUAUAAAUGAUAAAUGAAAGGGGAUAAAUGAACAUUUAAGGUUACUUUUACCUUCAUUGACGACCGUGACUGUUCCCAAAGACACGAUGUGGCAGCUAGAUCAACACCUUUCCUCUUCAACACCACGAGUUACUGUACUUCUUGAAUUCAAUAGUGUUUCUCACCUUAUGUAUCAAAAUUCUGGCAUUUGGAACUUUAUUUUGUGGUGAGAAACAAAAAUGAGUUUGUCAUGGCUGCCGCCAAGAACUAUAAAUGUAAUUUUUGCAAAUUUGCCGUUCGUUUAAAAAAAAAAAAACAAAAAAAACUUCGAAUGUAGGACAUCGUCACCCUAUUAAAAUAAUGGCAUAAGUCAUAUUUUCAAGUUUUUGGGAAAACACAAAAAACUUCAAAUGGUCAAAGUCACUCGCUUGACCGAGGCCAUAAAGAGCACGAUCCUUUCAACUCGGGAUUUAGGCGAUUUUACUAGAGAUGGCAUUAUCAAGAGAUUAUUUAGACCAAAAAGUUUUGUCCCAUUCAUUCAUCAUAUGUAUUUCAAAUUGUUUUCUUCAUGUAAAACUGUACAAAAAUUUGUUUUCUGAUAACAUUUUUGGCUUUCUGGAACAGAUUAAUUGGACUUACAUGAUUUCUUAUGGGGAAAAUUGAUUCGGUUACAGUUGGACCUUCUGGAAGGAAUUAAUGACACGAGCCGAGGUUCAACUGUAUAUUACGAUAUAAGAUUAUAUGUAAGACACGCUCUUUCAUUCCUUUCUUGUUUCCAAACUCUAAUUCUUUUCCCAUCAGUAUUGAAGUGUUAGCAGCUGUUGCUCCAGAAUGCGCGCUCUUUGGACUCUACUGUAAACGUCAGCUUCACAGAUUGUGGUAGUAAAGGUAAUUAAAACCACAUUUUCUUGACGGACAAAAACAUGUGAGCCCUCUAUUUGAGGUGUAGCAAUUUAUUCAAUUGAAGUGGUGAUUAAUUGGGGCACAGCAUCUAUUGAGCAGAGGCCACUAUUUGAGGAACUACGGCAACAAAUUCUCACAUUACAUCCUUCAUGCCUUAUAGUGUCAUUUCCAAAUGUUAAGUUAUAUGCAGCAGAGUUAUAUUUAGAUUAAGGAGACUUCAUUUUUUUCAAGUUAAAAAAAAAGAAAAGAUUAUUAUUGGAGUCCCUUAUGGACUUGAGUAUUUGGUACACUUGUCAAGAUUAUUUCUUACACAUGACGUAGAAUCAUGUCAGUCUGUUGUAUUAACCUCUAGCAGUGUUAAAUAGCUUCUGACCGAGAGUAGGACGAUAAUACCAGAACAUGCACCACUAUCUCGCCUUGUAGGUUCAACAAACAAACAAAAAAAAAAAAACAGAGGACACCUACCUGGGCUGUGGUGGUCAUUUCAUACACCUUCAUCCGGCACAUGAAGAUCCCGAAUCUCGUUCAUGUUUCAUUGGCCCGUUCUCCUUUGUAAAAUCAGGGAUGAGAGAGGGGGUGGGGAAAAAAACAAACUAGACAGGCACAAAACUCACAAACAAGUGUUAUGUUAUGAUUUCAUCCAAUUAAGGCAAAUGUUUACGUCGAAUGUUGGUGAACGUCGAUUCCAUCACUUGUCACGGUGCGAUCACUGUAAAGAUGUUUUAAUCGAAUCUAAAAAUCUAUUAUUGUUGUACUGUACAGGUGACUUUGUUCCCUAGCUGGUAUGAAGUGACUUUUGUUCUUGUCAUCAAGGUAAACUGAAUGUAAUAUUUUCCUGCUACAGCCAAGUCUUUUUGACCAGAAAAAGCACAAUGUUGGAACUCUGAAAUGAAAUGCUGCAUUUUUUGGGGGGGAAUCAGGGUGGUCCCCACCAGAUCAUCUUUUACCAGCUGAGGGAGUAGCACAAGAAGAAUAUUUACAUUUUUACUUGACAUUUCCUGUUUUAAUCUUCUUAACAUGUCUGUGUCCAUUAAGGCCUAAUAGGUCGUUAAUAAAUCUUAACAAAACUACCACAGUGGAACCUUUAAAGUCAAACAAGUUGUUCUAAGUAGAAAAUAAAGUGUAUUAAUUCAUUAGUUCCGGACUAAACUAUGUAACAGACAAAGAAAAACGCAAUAAUAAAAGUAAAAUAAAGUACAACUAACUCACCCUUUGAAGACCGAUGCAUAAUGGAUAGCUGACAGGAAGUUGUUUGCAGAGAACCUCGUGGAGUACCGUACACUUGUCCCUCUCUACAUCAUGGUUCAAACAUCGCUCGCUUAUUUUAUCGUGGGUUUUCAUAAAUUAAUAAAUGAUCACCGUUUCGUGGUUGACUCUGGUCUAUUCGUCCAAAAACAUUGACAGACAAGUCAUAUGUAGUAUUGUGGUCACUAGGCAUCAGUAAUGUUACAUUGAUGACACAUUACCUGAGAUGACAUUACCUUAACACUGCAUGGAGUCAGCCAUGGCAUGUCUCACAUGACAGGGAAAACAAGUUCUCCCGUUCCAUGUGGAAGUGGUAGGUUUUUGGCUUCUUACUUUGUCGUCUUUCCCUGCUCCAUUUCAAACCCUUUAAGUUUAGCAUAAAUAAAUUGGGACAGGCUAACUCGUUAGCGCGGUAGAAUGCUAUGCUUAAAGCGGUGGCCGCCUCUCGUGUCCCUGCAGUGAUCCCGUAGCCUGCGCAUUAGUCAAAGAAUAACAGGAGUGUAAAGGUGACUGUAGGGGUGUUAUUUUACAUCUACAGGGCUGUAACCCAGGUAAAACCCGUAGAAAGCCAGUCAGGUUUUCUAUGCUCUAACUACGAAGAUAUUGUGUUUUGUUAAUAUUGAGUUGCACUUUGUGGAAAUUCACCUGGCCGGGAACUAAUCAACCACGAUAAACAAGGGACGGCUGUAUCGUAUGAUUGUUGGCAAAGAACACAUCUCCCAUACAGUUGCACUCAAACUUAUUCAACCCUCACUGUAAAUUGUGUUAACUUGCUGUAGUUUGCAAUAAACAAAAACUAUUUAAAUAGCUCAACGCAUCUUACGAUUUUUUUUUAUUUUUUUAUCUUACUAAUUUUUAAUUGGCCAUCUACUGGAAGUUUGUACAUUUUGAAAAUAAAUGUAAUUUCUAAUUAGGUAGAGUAACUAAGUUCCAUUUCCAGUUUAUGGUUAUCACCACACUUUUUGUCAUUAUUUGAAGGCAUCACAGCAAACCCAGCGCAGUCAAAGAAAACUAAAACACUUGUGGAGUUAAAUCCUUUUUGAUUCUUACAGUUUGAACUCCACAUUUUUUUGUAUGACUUGUGAGGUUCCACUGUACAGUAAGUGGUACAAAUCACUUGGAAGACUAAGUCACAUUAUGAAUUUCUAAAAAAAAAAAAAAAAAGAAGAUUUAGAUGAAAUGGCAUUUGGUUGUGCAGUAUACUUGAUGUGAUCUUGAUUAAAUAAAACGAACUGGAUGAACUGAGUGUGCCACCUUCAGGUUCUUCCCAACACAGCACAGCGACACCAGUGAAACGUUUUGAUUUUAAUUGCAAGGCACAUUAUGUUUAGAAGAACAAUCAAAGCAAAUCUAAAGCUUAGUUUGGCCGCAAAUGGAGACGCACUACGUGAAGCUUUAUGGACGACGUUCAAACAGGCUGGCGGGAGCUUCAGAAGACAUCAAGCGAACGAGGCAGCAACUAAAUAAAAACUAAACCCGGGCUGCACUAUCGUGUUUUUAAAAAGGCUGAUAAUUGUGCAAAAAUAAAAUCAAAACAAAAGCAGUAUAUCUAAAAUGGUAGCCACUAGGGGAGUCACGAGACACUCAGGUCAUGUGACGAGAUUUUAACAUUACUUUUAAGAAAAGCACAAUGAAAUUAAAAAAAAAAAAAAAUUAAAAAAGCCCAUCCAUGGCUGUAACGCCAGACCAAUCGGAAGGAACACACGAC